Messenger RNA from Botrytis sinoallii, 1248 nucleotides. RefSeq lists its product as uncharacterized. Gene Ontology annotation, molecular function: zinc ion binding; DNA-binding transcription factor activity, RNA polymerase II-specific; RNA polymerase II transcription regulatory region sequence-specific DNA binding. The record is from RefSeq and is a predicted model, not a curated record. The coding region runs from base 1 to 1248 and encodes 415 amino acids. Gene Ontology annotation, cellular component: nucleus. NCBI's taxonomy places the organism in Eukaryota, Fungi, Ascomycota, Leotiomycetes, Helotiales, Sclerotiniaceae. Gene Ontology annotation, biological process: negative regulation of transcription by RNA polymerase II. The transcript has a single exon.
AUGGCCACUACAGAACCGUCUCCAGCUCCUGGCUCCAAUCGUCCUCCUCGAACACGAACUCGUCGCACAAGACGGGGUGGCCAUCGGAACAAUGGACCUGCACCAGCAGAUGCAAACACAAAUGCUACUCCAAAUUCAACGGCACAAGUACCAAAUGGUCCUUUAGCUCUCAGACCGGCCUCUGUGGCACCACUGCCAGAUUCGAAUUCUCCAGCCCCGUCGAACCCGCGAAAUUCGAACGCAAACAAUCGAGGAGGCGGCAAUGGUAGGAGAGGUGGAUUUGGACGAGGAGGUCGAAGAGGGGGUGGUCGCGGACAGCCCAUGGCCAAUGGAAGAGUGUUUGGAGGGCAACUUACCUCAAACUCGCAUACUAGUCCUACAUCUGACGCUGGUUCUCUUGCUGGAGAUGCUCCAGCAUUUACACCUGGACAUCCUAUUGCCACCCGACCUGGACCCUCUCGAGCUCCGCGCGCACGUCGAAUGUCGAAAUCGCAAGCUGCAGAUCUUGCCACUCGAACACACGAAGAUAUCACAAAUGGACAAUAUGAAUGCGCAAUUUGUACCAACGAAGUUCUACCAAAUUCAAAGAUAUGGAACUGUAAAAGUUGUUGGUCGGUUCUCCAUUUAUCAUGUGUCAAAAAAUGGUCGAAGAACGAAGUAUCUACACAUCAACAACGAGCAGUUGAAAAUGGAGAAUUGCCACCACCGAGACAAUGGAGAUGUCCCGGUUGUAACUUGCCCAAAGAAGACUUGCCAAUAUCGUAUACUUGUUGGUGUGAGAAGGAGAUUGAACCACGAUCAGUAGCUGGGCUACCACCACAUUCUUGUGGGCAGAGUUGUUCAAAAAAGCGGAUCGGACACUGUCCUCAUCCAUGUGAUCUUAUGUGCCAUGCUGGACCGUGUCCACUUUGCACUCACAUGGGGCCUUCACUUCCUUGCUUUUGUGGCAAAGAGACGGUUUCAAGAAGAUGUUUAGAUACGAAGUACGAAAGCGGAUGGGCUUGUGGGCAAGUCUGCGAUGAUGUACUUCCCUGCGGAGAACACAAUUGUGAGCGGAGUUGUCAUGAGGGCCUUUGUGGGCAAGUUGUGAGGUUCCAUUAUAGAAUCAACAUGCUAUUGUUGGGCAAAAGUCGAAAAAACUACUACCUUGCUCGGAACGCGAUGAAGACGCGUGAAAGUCAAAUCACCAACCAGUACGCUCGGAUGGGUGAAAUGUUGGCCAUGAGGACAAUGGAUUGGAUCUUUUGA